UAUGUUUAUUAUUCUUACAGCUACAACUACAUACUUAAAAACUCAAGAAUUGAUGAGAAAGUAUAUUUUUUGUUUAAAAUAAUUAAAAUAAAGAAACGCAUUAAAUUAAGACGCAGCAGAAGAAGUAAAAAAUAAAGAAGAUAUCAGCAAUAUUUUAGAUUUUUUUCUAUACAAUAAACAAACUUAGAUAAUAGGAAAAAUUUUGCCUAACUAAAGGUAAGACAAACAGUAAGAAACAUGUGGAAUUCGGAAGCACGGCAACAGCAGCAAAAUGGUGUUACUACCUCAACAUCCAAUACAACACACAAUUCUUCUGGACCAAAUGCACAGAAUAAUGGUGGCAGUAAUGGCUCUUCACAGCAGCCGGCCAAACAGCUGGGUAUGACUUCAGCCAUAAGUUUGGCUGGUCCACGACCAGAAGAUUUACAAAAAACUGAAGAGCUACGCAAAGCUUUGGAGCCUUACAAGGUUUUUGAAACAGAAGAAGAAUUAAAUCAUCGCAUGGAAAUACUUGCCAAACUUAAUACUCUUGUCAAACAGUGGGUUAAAGAGAUUUCAUUAGCCAAGAAUAUGCCCGAAGUGGCGGCUCAAAAGUUGGGUGGUAAAAUUUAUACCUUCGGUUCGUAUCGUUUGGGAGUUCAUCAUAAAGGUGCUGAUAUUGACGCAUUGUGUGUAGCGCCACGCAAUAUAGAACGUGCUGAUUAUUUCACAUCAUUCUUUGAACUGUUGAAAAAACAACCAGAAGUAACCGAAUGUCGAGCCGUUGAAGAGGCUUUUGUACCGGUUAUAAAAAUGAAUUUCGAUGGCAUCGAAAUUGAUUUACUUUUCGCUCGUUUAUCUCUCAAAGAGAUACCGGACGAUUUUGAUUUGCGCGAUGAUAACCUAUUGAAGAAUUUGGAUCCACGUUCGGUGCGCAGUUUAAACGGUUGUCGGGUGACAGAUGAGAUAUUGUCGUUAGUACCGAAUAUAGAGAAUUUUCGUUUAGCAUUGCGUUCCAUAAAGUUAUGGGCUAAAAAACAUGGCAUCUAUUCAAAUUCAUUGGGUUAUUUUGGCGGUGUUACCUGGGCCAUGUUGGUGGCUCGAACCUGUCAAUUGUAUCCGAAUGCCACAGCCUCAACUUUGGUCCAUAAGUUCUUUUUAGUUUUCUCACGUUGGAAGUGGCCAAAUCCUGUCUUGCUAAAACAUCCCGAUAAUGUUAAUUUAAGAUUUCCCGUAUGGGAUCCUCGUGUUAAUGCCUCAGAUCGUUAUCAUUUAAUGCCGAUUAUAACGCCAGCAUAUCCACAACAGAAUUCCACCUUUAACGUUUCGGAAUCUACAAAGAAAGUUAUAUUAAUGGAGUUUAAUAGGGGCAUGUCGACAACAGAUGAAAUUAUGUUGGGCAGAGCUUCGUGGGAUAGAUUAUUUGAGGCUCCCAGUUUCUUUUAUAGAUAUCGCCACUUUAUUGUUUUAUUGGUUAACUCACAAACCGCUGACGAUCAUUUGGAAUGGUGCGGUUUGGUUGAGUCUAAGAUACGUCUUUUGAUUGGCAACUUAGAGCGUAAUCAACACAUUUCAUUGGCCCAUGUCAAUCCCAAGUGUUUUGAUCAUAAAAAGGGCAAUAGUAAUAGUAAUAAUUCAUGUUCUCAGAAUAGCAGUAGCGGCAAUGAAGAUGAUAAAUCUCAAAAUCCAGCUACUGCAGCUGGUGGCAAUGCAGCACCUGCUGCCGGUCAGGCCUCAUUAUCCACAUCGCCUUACUGUUCGAUGUGGUUUAUUGGUUUGGAAUUUGAGCGUACGGAAAAUUUAAAUGUUGAUUUAACCGAAAGUAUACAGAAUUUUACAGAGCAUGUUAUACAGCAUGGUGUAAUGGCUGACAAACGUCUUGGAUUACGACCAUACAAAGACGCUGCAUUACAAGAUGACAACACCGCCGACGCAGACAACGAAGAAUUUGUGGAGGAGGAGGAGGCAGCAGCAGAAGAGGAUGACGAUGUAGCGGAGGAGGAGGUUAAACGUUGA
Messenger RNA from Lucilia cuprina (Australian sheep blowfly), 1995 nucleotides. It is a transcript of the gene hrg, whose product is annotated as poly(A) polymerase type 3. Lineage: Eukaryota; Metazoa; Arthropoda; Insecta; Diptera; Calliphoridae. Gene Ontology annotation, cellular component: nucleus. The transcript is spliced from 6 exons. Bases 238 to 1995 code for a protein of 585 amino acids. Gene Ontology annotation, molecular function: poly(A) RNA polymerase activity; RNA binding. The record is from RefSeq and is a predicted model, not a curated record.